Glycine soja is the source of this 1141-nucleotide messenger RNA. RefSeq lists its product as uncharacterized. The transcript has 5 exons. Lineage: Eukaryota; Viridiplantae; Streptophyta; Magnoliopsida; Fabales; Fabaceae. The coding region runs from base 208 to 795 and encodes 195 amino acids. The record is from RefSeq and is a predicted model, not a curated record.
CUUGUUAUGGGUGAUUCUAUCUAAAGCUGACGUUUUAGCAUUCGUCGCUGGCAGCCUAGCCUACCAUAACGUAAUCGAAAGUUUCGUUCUUCACACAAACCCUUCCCACUCACACUCUUAAUUUACGCUUUCUGUUCAGUUUCGUUGCGCUUGUACGCUACAUUUUCUCCGUCCCUUCCCUUCUCCUCUCUUCUCGACGCAGGCACCAUGGCCGUCACCGUGAAACUAAUGGCUCUCACUGUUUCCUUCUUCGGCCUUUUGUCUUUCAUUUUGGGAGUCAUAGCCGAAAACAAAAAGCCUCCUGCUGGAACGCCUGUGUUUGGCAAGGAUGGUGUCACAUGCAAGUUCCCAGCUGAUCCAACAGUUGCAUUGGGGUAUCUUUCUGUAAUUUUUCUUAUUGCUUCCACCGUGGUUGGAUAUCUCUCUCUGUUUUACCCUUACAAAGGGAAGACUGUUCCACAAGGAGUUCUCUUUAAAAGCACGACUUUUGCCGUAUUCUUCAAUGUUGCAUUGUUUUCAACUGGACUAGCUGCAACUAUGCUGUUAUGGCCAACAAUCACUGAACACCUUCACCUUAAACGCAAUGUGCAUCUUGAUCUCACAUAUACAUGCCCCACUGCUAAAACUGGUCUCUUUGGAGGUGGUGCCUUUUUAUCCCUUGAUUCAUCCCUCUUUUGGUUAGUUGCACUUCUGGUGGCUGACAAUGCCCGGGAGGAUUUUUUGGAUGAAGACAAGGAUGAUAAGCUUGAUGUUGAACUUCCCUCACUUGCUAAUCAUGCUGAUAUGGUCAUAUAGCUGUGAAUAAGCGUCUCCAAAUGUGCAUCUAGCGUGAAAGGAAGGGGUUAUCUCUGGAAUUAUCCACCAAGUGAUGUUGAAAGAUGUAUCUACAUAGACAACGACAAUAAAGUUGUAGUAGGACCUAUACGAACUUUUAAAGUGCAAUUACAGAUUGGUUUUUCUCUUGAAUUAUUCGAGACAUAUGUUGCACAUUUGUUUAUACAAAAUUUGAUUUUUAUUUCUACUUGGGACCAAUUUGGUUAUUCUUGUUUAUUUGGAAAUGAUUAAAUAGUGUUGAUUUUUGUUUUUUAAUUGAUAAUUUGUAAAUAUUUGUUGUUGAUAAUUCCUAUAACGUAGUAUUGCA